Molecule: messenger RNA, 1426 nt
Organism: Arachis stenosperma
Lineage: Eukaryota; Viridiplantae; Streptophyta; Magnoliopsida; Fabales; Fabaceae
Product: probable UDP-3-O-acyl-N-acetylglucosamine deacetylase 1, mitochondrial
Exons: 7
Coding region: 37-969 (310 amino acids)
Biological process (GO): lipid A biosynthetic process
Source: RefSeq, a predicted model, not a curated record
GGCCUACUCACAUUAACGUAGCGUUGACAAGUGACAAUGACUGCUUUCAACUCCUUCAGAUCGUCCAAAUUGGUCUCAUGGAAACCUACCGGCAGGCUUCAGCAAACCCUAGCGAAUUGCGUAGAGCGGAGGGGCAAGGCUUUGCAUUCAGGAAAGGGUUCGACAGUGCGAUUGUGCCCUGGGUUCGCCGGCGAAGGAAGGUACUUUGAUUAUCGGAGCAAUUUGAUUCCGGCAUCUAUUGAUUUUGUUCAGGUGUCGCCUCUCUGUACCACUCUCUGUAAAAAUGGUUUCCGUGUUCGAACCGUAGAGCACUUACUUUCUGCAUUGGAGGCUGCUGGAGUUGAUAAUUGCAGAAUUGAGAUUGAAAAUUUGGAUGCUGAAGAGCGUGAUGUUGAGCAGAUUCCUAUAUUUGAUGGAUCAGCAAGAGAAUGGGUUGAAGCAGUGGAUGAAGUUGGUUUAAAGGUGGCAACAACCCGGGAUGGCAAACAUUGUGAGAAAAUGGCAGCACAUGUGAAUGAACCGGUGUAUGUUUGGAGGGAUGAUUCUUUUGUUUCUGCAUUUCCUUCAAACGUGGUUAAGAUAAGUUAUGGCAUCAGCUUUCCACAGGCACCAGCUAUAGGCUCCCAGUGGUUUUCUACACCAUCUGUGGACAAUUUGUUUUAUACCAGACAGAUCGCUUUGGCAAGAACCUUCUGUAUUUAUGAGGAGAUCGAGCAAAUGCGCAAUGUUGGACUUAUCAAGGGGGGUUCUCUGGAAAAUGCCAUUGUAUGCUGUACCAGUAAAGGUUGGUUGAACCCACCUCUGCGUUUUAAUGAUGAACCAUGCCGCCACAAGGUCUUAGAUCUUAUUGGUGAUCUUUCACUUUUUGCUCAGUUUGGGAAUCAAGGACUUCCAGUGGCACACAUUGUAGCUUACAAGGGUGGCCAUGCUUUGCAUGCUGGUUUGGCACGCCAGUUAAUGGGUGAGUGAUUUCAAAAGCUAGUGUGCAGCCACGAUUAAACACGAGCCAGUUGCAGGUUCAGGCGAACUUGUUAAAGUGGUUCAGCAGGCUUGAGCUUCUAUGCAGCCAAGGUCGCCCCAUGAAGAUAUGCUGAAAGGAAGAUGUUAUAUAAGUUUCUGUAACGUAACACACGCAAGUAACUUGUAUUUUUUCCAAAUUGAGUUGCGGGGAAGCAAAUGGAGUUGAAGACAUCCUAGCUGGGAAGGCACAUGGCCUCCCUCUCGGAAUGCAUGUUUUUUAUAGGGAAACAAUUCACGUGAGCAGGCUUUGAGUAAUUACUAAAUCAGUACCUAAGUUUUUUAAAUUGGAUACUUUGGUCUCUCAAAUUUUAAAAUACACAAAACAGUCGUCAUCAUUUAUUUUUGUUAGACAAUAUAGCUCUCCUAUAUUAGUAGUUACAGCUGACUGCAGACGUGAAAUAUUAAC